AUGGAGGGCCCUGCGACGAGCUAUCUCCCCAACAACCCGGGCUUUGCUGGGGAGCCCUGGAAGGCGUUCAGCCCGACGCCCUUUGAAGACGAAAAGGAGGUGCCCUUUGAUCCCCUUGGACCAAGAUCUUCACCCACCGAUCUUAACUUGAAUGCCUUCAGUUUCUCUCCCGUGGAUAUGGAGCCGCUCAGUUUGUUUUCAUUCAGCACUUGUCCAUCACCUUACAAAGAAUAUUCACCAUACAAAGAAUACAAAAACCAUGAUUCCAAUGACAUGUACAUCUCUGUGAAACAUGCUACUGUACACAGCAGUGGAAGUCAACCCGGCAGUCAAGCAACAGCUCAGACGCAAACAUUUGGAGAUAUCACUAUCGAUCCCAUAGUCUAUCCACAAAUGAAUCAAGGUCAUCAUGUGCCUGUGCCAAAUAUGCCAGCUUCUACAGUCGCUUACAGCACUUAUCCUCAAAUUCAAGUUUCUGGUUCGGGAAACAUGGCUGGUGGAGGAGGAGUUUUUUGUUCCGGUGAUUUUGCUGCUCCACAACCUGCUCCCCAAAGUCAUGGAGCCGUUUUUCCAGCAGCAAUGAGUGUUAACUUAUCCAUGAAUAUGACUAUGGGUGUUCCAAACUUCGGAGAUCACUUCGUAGGAACUGCAACGUCUUCACUUCCUUCUAAUCAUCUUCAGUGGACUACAGCACAUGUACCACAAAUUCAAUAUGGAACUAACGCUCCUGCAGCUGUAGUUGGUCAGCCCGUGCAAAUGCAAUACAAUGCACCAUCUCCUACACAUGGAGCUGGCGGAACUGGUGGAACGUAUACAUUUACAGCAGAGUUUCGACCAGCUGAACCAGUGACUCUAACUCCAUUAGACAGAGAAUUUUCUUGCAACACGAACUCUAAACCUGGAGCAUUUUAUCCUUGUAAGCACGUAACAGUUCCCGUUCCAGGCGACUCUAGUCCACCAACUUCCCAAACUCCUGUGAUGUUCAAACCAAAACCACGCACUAUUCCUACAGGUCGCGCUGCUUGUUUUCCAGCUGGUGUGACACCAGAAACUCCUCCUUUGCCACCCACAACUCCUUUGAACUCCGAAGUCACUGCAAUAAAUGAUAAUGACGCUAACUCUUCUGGUAAAUUAAACCUUUGUAGGAUAUGCGGGAAAACGUACGCUAGGCCAAGUACUUUGAAAACGCACAUGAGGACACAUUCUGGUGAACGUCCUUACAGGUGCGUGACGUGUCAUAAAUCAUUUUCUCAAGCUGCUAACCUCACCGCUCAUAUCCGAACUCAUAGCGGCGAAAAACCUUUCCGCUGUCAUGUGUGCGGAAGAAGAUUUUCGCAAAGUUCCUCUGUCACAACUCAUAUGAGGACACAUUCUGGUGAAAGGCCAUAUAGGUGUUAUAUGUGCAAAAAGUCUUUCUCCGACAGUUCUACGUUAACGAAACAUCUCAGGAUACACAGUGGAGAAAAACCGUAUCAAUGCAAGCUAUGCCUGCUGCGAUUUUCACAAAGUGGCAAUUUAAACAGGCAUAUGCGAGUGCAUGCUGGAGCGGAUUAAGUGAAAGCUAUGCGUUUUAAAGACUAUUUUGGUUAACUUUUGAA
Molecule: messenger RNA, 1598 nt
Organism: Uloborus diversus
Lineage: Eukaryota; Metazoa; Arthropoda; Arachnida; Araneae; Uloboridae
Product: protein glass-like
Exons: 4
Coding region: 1-1554 (517 amino acids)
Biological process (GO): regulation of transcription by RNA polymerase II
Molecular function (GO): RNA polymerase II cis-regulatory region sequence-specific DNA binding; DNA-binding transcription factor activity
Source: RefSeq, a predicted model, not a curated record